GUCCGUGUCUGUGUCGUCUGUGCGUGUAUGGUACGGUGGUGGCGGCGGCGGGAGGCGAAAUGUAAAGCAGCUGGCGGUGAUGGGCGGGGCCCGGGCCUUAUGCAAAUGAGGAAGGCGGAGUCAGCCCCGGGGCUCCGCCUCCCUCCCCCGCAGCUGGGGCCAGCGGUGCCAAGCACAGCUGGACCAGCGGCAGCAGCUGGGCGAGUGACAGCCCGGCGACGCGCGCGCGCGGCCGCCGCCAGAGCCGGCGCGAAGGGGCAGCGCGGCCCGGCGGUCCCCGGGCGGCAGCAGCGGCCGCCUAGUCCCGCGUCUCCUUCGGGCCCGCAGCCCCGCGGUCCCGCCGCCCCGGGGCCGCCAACCUCUCGGGUGGCUCCCUACCCCCGGUCCCCCGCGCGCGCAAGAUGGCUGACCCGGCUGCGGGGCCGCCGCCGAGCGAGGGCGAGGAGAGCACGGUGCGCUUCGCCCGCAAAGGCGCCCUCCGCCAGAAGAACGUGCACGAGGUGAAGAACCACAAAUUCACCGCCCGCUUCUUCAAGCAGCCCACCUUCUGCAGCCACUGCACCGACUUCAUCUGGGGCUUCGGGAAGCAGGGAUUCCAGUGUCAAGUCUGCUGCUUUGUUGUCCACAAGCGCUGCCAUGAAUUUGUCACAUUCUCCUGCCCUGGUGCGGACAAGGGUCCAGCCUCUGAUGACCCCCGGAGCAAACACAAGUUUAAGAUCCACACCUACUCCAGCCCCACCUUCUGCGACCACUGUGGGUCUCUGCUGUAUGGACUCAUCCACCAGGGGAUGAAAUGUGACACCUGUAUGAUGAACGUCCACAAGCGCUGCGUGAUGAAUGUCCCCAGCCUCUGUGGCACGGACCACACGGAGCGCCGCGGCCGCAUCUAUAUCCAGGCCCACAUCGACAGGGAGGUCCUCAUCGUUGUCGUAAGAGAUGCUAAAAAUCUUGUGCCUAUGGACCCCAACGGCUUGUCAGAUCCCUAUGUAAAACUGAAACUGAUCCCUGAUCCCAAAAGUGAGAGCAAGCAGAAGACCAAAACCAUCAAGUGCUCCCUCAACCCUGAGUGGAACGAAACCUUCAGAUUUCAGCUGAAGGAAUCAGACAAAGACAGAAGACUGUCUGUAGAGAUCUGGGAUUGGGACCUGACCAGCAGAAAUGACUUCAUGGGGUCUCUGUCGUUUGGGAUUUCAGAACUGCAGAAAGCCGGCGUGGAUGGCUGGUUCAAGUUACUGAGUCAGGAAGAGGGAGAGUACUUCAAUGUGCCUGUGCCACCGGAAGGAAGCGAGGGCAACGAGGAACUGCGGCAGAAGUUUGAGAGAGCCAAGAUUAAGACUCCAGAAGAAAAGACUGCCAACACCAUCUCCAAAUUUGACAACAAUGGCAACAGAGACCGGAUGAAACUGACCGAUUUUAACUUCCUGAUGGUGCUGGGGAAAGGCAGCUUUGGCAAGGUCAUGCUCUCAGAGCGGAAGGGCACGGAUGAGCUCUAUGCUGUGAAGAUCCUGAAGAAAGAUGUGGUGAUCCAAGAUGAUGAUGUGGAGUGCACAAUGGUGGAGAAGCGGGUGCUGGCCCUGCCUGGGAAGCCGCCGUUCCUGACUCAGCUCCAUUCCUGCUUCCAGACCAUGGACCGCCUGUACUUUGUGAUGGAAUAUGUGAACGGGGGUGACCUCAUGUACCACAUCCAACAAGUUGGCCGCUUCAAGGAGCCCCACGCUGUAUUUUACGCUGCAGAGAUUGCCAUCGGUCUGUUCUUCUUGCAGAGCAAGGGCAUCAUUUACCGUGACCUAAAGCUUGACAACGUGAUGCUGGAUUCUGAGGGGCACAUCAAAAUCGCUGACUUUGGCAUGUGUAAGGAGAACAUCUGGGAUGGGGUGACAACCAAGACAUUCUGUGGCACUCCAGACUACAUUGCCCCAGAGAUCAUCGCUUAUCAGCCCUACGGGAAGUCUGUGGACUGGUGGGCAUUUGGAGUCCUGCUGUAUGAAAUGUUGGCUGGCCAGGCACCUUUUGAAGGCGAGGAUGAGGACGAGCUCUUCCAGUCCAUCAUGGAGCACAAUGUGGCGUAUCCCAAGUCCAUGUCCAAGGAAGCUGUGGCCAUCUGCAAGGGGCUAAUGACCAAACACCCAGGCAAGCGUCUGGGUUGUGGGCCUGAAGGGGAACGCGACAUUAAGGAACAUGCGUUUUUCCGGUAUAUUGACUGGGAGAAACUCGAACGCAAGGAGAUUCAGCCACCGUAUAAACCAAAAGCUUGUGGGCGAAAUGCUGAAAACUUCGACCGGUUUUUCACCCGCCAUCCACCAGUCCUAACACCUCCUGACCAGGAAGUCAUCAGGAAUAUUGACCAAUCAGAAUUCGAAGGAUUUUCCUUUGUUAACUCUGAAUUUUUAAAACCUGAAGUCAAGAGCUAAGUAGAUCUGUAGAUCUCCGUCCUUCAUUCUGUCAUUCAAGCUCAACAGCUAUCAUGGUGACAUUAUUUUUUUUUCAUUGCCAAGUUACAUCCGUGUUUUCUUUUCUGAUGAGGCUAGAGUGGCCAUGUUUCAGAACCCAAAUGUCCUCAAGUAGUUUGGAGCAUCUCAAGGAGAUGGAAUUAUGCAGGCGGCAUGUAGAAAGUGCUGCAUAAUCGAGACACACACGCAAAGUCCUCCUACCUGCGUCCCCAGCAUGCCAGCUCUCAGGCCCACUGGGGAGAGAAAAUGCUUGCUUUCUCUCCCUCAUCCUCUGCACUGCCGAUUUUACCCUGACCAUCCAAUCUACAUCCUUCCUACAAAAUGGAGAGGUGAACUGAAUGCUAGCAAUAUCCUCCACUUUCCAGGCUGGGAGCUUGGCUUCAAUCCAAGUACAUGGCUGCUUUGCCCUAGAGGGAAUCCCUCCACACUGCCUGUUCUGGAGGCAGUACAGCUUUGAAAAGAACACGCUAAAAAUAAAUUUUCAUUUUUACUUUUUUUUUUAACUCAGUGAUAAGAAGAUUAUCUAAGUCCUGGAAAAAAAAAAACAAAAAGCAAAACACACAACAACAAUAAAAACCAAAAAGGGAAUGCGCUUUUAGAUGAGUUUCAAUCUAAAAGCACUUCCAGGGGUCAAAAGGCAACCAGCUUGGGUGCUACCACCUUGCUGUAGUUUCUAAUAGUGGAUGUCUGAUGCUGGUACCCUCCUCCCCCAAACUACUCAAGAAUGGCAUUUGGCACUGUUCCUGAAACCACAUGGUCACUCUAGCAAGGUCCCAAAGGACCACGAUUUUACAUUACAUUUCAAAUGUUAUUUGCUCUUUCAUUUCUGUCAUUGUUGAAAUGCAAAAGAAAAAAAAUACUCACUUUGUUACACAUGCUUUAAAAAUCCGUGUCCAGAUGUUGUUAACCGCAACGGCCUGCUUUGUUCAACCAAGAAGAUGGCUAUGGAGCCCAGCAGACUUGUGCCUGUGGGGAGAGUAUUUGUCUAGGUGUACCAAUGGUAUUGGAGAACUACUUGAGUGCUCUGAGAAAGACACAAUCUCUCCAAACCAUGACCGUUGCAUUUUUCGGUUUGAUGUCAUUUUGCAAGAUAUCUGUGGAAAUGUUCAUUUGCACUUCAGUAUCUGUUUUGAUAUUUUUCUCCUAGCAUCAAGAUACAAUAAAAAAAAAAAAAGAAAGAAAGGAAAGAAGAAAUCCUAUUUCAAAGAAAACUGUUCUCUUUGAGCAAUGAGGACCCACACUACAAUGUAGGGCCCAAAGAAGGAACUCAGGAGAAAGGGGCUAAAGCUGGAUCUUAAAUAGCCUCAGUGUUCAACCAGCCAGAGAGAAGGAUCUGGACACCAUUCAGGGAUUGCUGGUGUCCUUAAGUGGGGCAGGAUAGAAAGGCUGGAGCCUCCCACACAUCAGAGUUCAGAGCUCACAUUCCCACCAGAGUCAAGCUUAGAGGCUAGCUAGGAAGAUGCCCAAGAUUCGUAAGCUUCUCAUCAAAAUUGCCACUCUUCUAAGUUUGAGCAUCCUUGAGUAAGCAACUCAGUGAGCUCCCAGAAGUCCAAGGGAACCCCUGGAGUGGAAGACUUCAUUUCUCCCUGAACAGAUGGGGACAGCAGCUGGUCCCUACCCUUGCCUACAGCUCAGAUCCCUGCUCCUCUCAGGCAGUUCUAAAGAGAAUUCUUAUCACAGGUCAAAAGAUUUCCAGGACCUUCAGGGCUUCUGAGAGAUCACACAGAAACUUCCCAAGGACCAGUGUCCUUGAAGUACACCUCCUCAUCUUUAGGAAGACUAUGCCUUGGGGUUCUGCUGAGACAAAGUGCAUUCUUUCCUAGCCUAUUUACAACUCUGCUUCAAGACUGGGGAAUAUUUCUCUUAGAUAAUGUGAAGCAAACUUACUGUCCUAACUGACAAUCUUAGGAUGUCUCCACUGAGGGAGACGAGGGCAUUCCCAUUCCUCACUCUAUUAUUGGGACAACUGGCAUCUGGAAAGUAGAAGCAAUUUUCUAAAGGUUUGUCAGUGGCAAUACAAACACAGGUAUCCUGAUCCCCAGCACAGGGCUCUGUCUCCUCUAUAACAAAACAAGCAUCUCUGAGCCACAUGUCUACUCCCAGGAAAGUUAUGUAGGGUCUAUCAUUUGGUCACUGGGUCACGAGGCCUUGGACAUAUGCUCAGAAUAAAAAUCACAAAGAAACCUAGGGCUAUUGGGAAGUGACCUGAGACAACCUUAGAAAACCGUGUAGGAAGGAUGGAUGGAUGGAUGGAUAGAUGAUAGAUGAAUGGAUGGAUAGAUAGAUAGAUAGAUAGAUAGAUAGAUAGAUAGAUAGAUAGUAUAUAUGUGUAAAUAUAUACACUACACUCUACAUUUUCAAAUUCUUGCCAUUAUUUUUUAAGGUCCAUAGUUUUCAGAACUAGAUACUCAGAGUGUCCCUUUCCUUAGCAUAUGUUGCUGAGGUCGGUCAGAGAAGCUUCUGUGGAAGUAAGGGGUCAUGACUCAGAUUCCCUACUGUUUCCUCUCCUACCACCUUUUUAGAUCAAAGGAAACCAGGAAAUAGCUUUCAUCACAUAAGAUCUUGAUGGAAUAUUUUGGAAUUCAAUCGGAAAAGAAACAUUUUAAAUUAUUUUUGCAACCAUCCGUUUAUGCCUCCUCCAUCCAUUCAAGUAGCACUUAUUGAACACCAACUGUGUGCCAGGCUGGGUGCCAAGAUCAUGGUGAGAAAUAAUAAGGACGCUGCCCAUCCCCUUUGCCCUCUUCCCCCAGCAUACCAUCUGUAGGAAAGAUGGUCAUAAAGCAAGUAAUUAAGAGCAUGGUAUUGUCUAGGGUCUCAGGCUUAUUAAGAAAAUCUUCUGAUGGAAGCCUUCGCAGCUUCUUGAUCUCCCCAGAGACCACAGUUUGAGGCUGAAGCAUCCUCUCCACCUAGAUUUCUGAAGCAAUCAGGUAGUGCGGUGGGUAGACAAGGAGAGAGGUGGGAUGGGAAGCUGCUGGGGCCCUUCUUAGGAGGUCAAUGAAACAAAAACUCCACAUUUGGCCAGACUAGAGGAGCUCCCACAAUGUGCCCUGGGAAUCGUGUCUGAUGGAGAAAGGGAGCCAACUGCUUUUCGGACUUGUUUCUGAGUCCUGAGUGUCACCCCUCAUCGUGCAUCACUCAGAUAGCUGCAGGCCUUCAGCAGAGGAAUCCGUUCUCCUUUUAGGAUACAGCUGAUCACAGCAUGUGACUCUUGCUGAUCAUGUCCUGAUCUCUCUAGCCCAUCUAGAACAGGUUUAAAUUUUCCACAAGAAAGGUAUUUAACUUCUGGGAGAAUUGAAGAAGAAGAAGAAGAAAAAAAAAAAAAAAAAAAAAAACUAAAAGAAAUCUACCUAAAGCAGGUAUUAACUGUGACCAAUCAUGUCUGGAUCCAAGAAUCUACUCUUUUAAUUUCUUAGAUUUCUAGCUGAUUGCCUCUUCUAAGAAAGGACAAGGCCAUGAUCAAGUGACCCAAAGGAGGCUAGUGGAACUAAUUCUCUUCCUAGGAUCAGUGUUUCUGUUCUCACAUGGCUUCACGUACUACCACCCCCAAAAGAAUGGUCAUAACGAAGGGGCCCAGUCCCUCCCAACAUUCUGGGGUAAAAUCUUGGAGGAUUUUCCAGGAGGCUCCACUCAUGAGGUAAAGCCCAUUAAAAGGAAGUCUUAUUCGGAGCACAUGGCUUACUGAGACACAGCAAGUAACAAAAUGCUUCCAAAGCUUGAGUCGGUAGGAAGGGAAUUCUGCCACGUGCUCUCAGGUAAGGAUGGCUACCUAGGUAGAGACCCCCCCAAAGGCACUGCCCAUCUUCUGGCCCCAGGUCUGCCCUUCUCCUGUCCACACAGAGCCUUGAAGCUUCCAGACCUUGCUCGUACACAGCUCCCUCCACACGGGCUCCAAGCACACAGUAUCCAUCUACGUAAGCCUUAGGACUGGUGGAAACAACCGCUAUCACUUGCUUCAGCGUGAGGAGGAAACGGCCUCAGGAAUGAGAAAGCGCAAGGCAGUAGCUCUUUAAUCGUAUCUUCUUUUAUUGGUUCAGUGAGUACUCAGGAACAGCCUACUGUGUGCUCAGUACGAUUCUUCGCAUUUGAAACUAAAUGAUAGCACAGGAACAGACAAAGACCUUGCCCUCCUGGAGAGAAGCAGUACAAUUUCCCCAAAGUAGUAAGUGCACAGAAGACAAUGAGAAGGGUGCUGACCUGUGGCUUAUAGGAUCAGAAAAGAUAAAACAGACCGUAUUAAGAAACAGAGGGCAUCCCAUUUUUCCUCUAGAUAUGAAAAGUAACCACAUGGAGUGCCCAAGCCUGGAACCCUCCACAAAAGCCCAGCAUGGACAGGACACCACAAGAGAUGGCCCACCACGCAGAAAACAGCUCUAUGAGAAGCCUUAGCCUUUCCCUCUAUGCCCACACUCCUAUAGAUGACCUCCUGAUGCCAGUUUGUCCCCCUCAAUCUCAUAACUUUCCUCAGACACCCCAAUAGGGAAUCCCUGUCUCAGGGGCACAUCCAGAAAGAAGUAUUUUGGAGCCUGACAACAAGCGAUCCUUAUUAACCUGGAUUAAUAAGGAAAUCCUGUUGCUAGAGAAUCCCAGGCACUGUGAAACACUCUUUAGGCUGUCUCUCCAGCCAGAGCAGCUGUAACGAGGCAACAGUUAGCUGCUAUGUGGUCAGAUUUAAAUCACCAACCCACUGUGCAGUCCUGGGCAAGUCCCUUCACUGACUGGUGCCUCGGUUUUCUCAUAUUGCAAACAAUGGGAGACGAGGACAUCAGCUUUGCUGAUGGUGGGGUGAGACUAGGAAGGGAUAAUCGGCUACCAAGGAUGCUGGCGAGGCCAGCACAUCAUAGAGACCGGUUAAUCGGCCCACAUUCACAUCCCCUGGUAGAACCUGCCUCAUAGCAUAGUUAGUAAUGCCUACACACAGGCAGACUGGCGGGCAGGCUGGAAGAAAGGAAGAAAGCAGGAAAGGAAGGAAGAGGAGGAAGGAAGGAAGGAAGGAAGGAAGGAAGGAAGGAAGGAAGGAAGGAAGGAAGGAAGGAAGGAAGGAAGGCAGACUGACCAAAUUACCCACCACAAAGUAGUUUUGUUUUUCAAGCUCGCCUUCACAGAUCUUACUUUAAGCUUUGGGCUGUGUUUCUUAGAAAGCACACUACCAAAAUCUUUGCAGAGACCCCCUGGCUAGUGAAGAACCAGAUUCUACUCUCGUGGUCAGCUUUUGAGCGGCACUUCGAAGCCUAGCUUCUACCCAUCUCUUUUUGGGAUCUGAAUCUAAAAUAUGAGUUAGGUAGACCCUAGGAGACUGGAUACCUCUGAGCCAGAUCUUCUGACACAGCUCUGGCUCCAAGUGGGCUGUCUAGGUGGUCCGCAGUGAGUCUCAGGCAUCUUGAGGGUGAGGUACGUGGUUGGUUAGCUUCUUGCAAUAAACACUGAUCUGCUUUCCUUAUGUGGCCAUUUGCCUUCUGAGAGCCAGUGUGUGUUCAGGGGUCUCUCUCUUUCUCUCUCUCUCUCUCUCUCUCUCUCUCUCUCUCUCUCUCUCUCUCUCUCUAACAAAGUCAGUUCCUGGCCACAGGGGUCGUUUGCCCUCCAGGGUACUCUAAGAGCUAACUAACUCUAUGACAUUUAGCUGUGAGGGGAAACAGUUACUGAUGUAAUUCACCUCAAAGUCAAAGCAUAGUACUCCCCUCCACACAGUCACCCUCUCUAGGGCAAUUCUUAAAGAAAUAAAUGAAUCUCCUCUUCUCGUAGAGAGUUCGCACCAAGCUUUCUCUCCCAAAGCCAGCAUAUAAUCUGAAGUGAAAGCCGAUACAAGGAACGCAGCUGCUAAAAGCUGUCGGCACGGGGCUUUCUGACUGCUCAGGAGCUUUUCUCAGCCUUCUGGUAACUGGCAUGUCCUGAUCAUGUUUCCUGCUGCUGCUGCUGCUGCUCCUGCUGCUCCUGCUGCUGCUACUGCUGCUGCUGCUGCUUUCUGUGUUAAUGCGUUUGCUUUCCAUUUGGCAGAGAGACAAGCGAGACACCUCCAACUUCGACAAAGAGUUCACCAGGCAGCCUGUGGAACUGACCCCCACUGACAAACUCUUCAUCAUGAACUUGGACCAAAAUGAAUUUGCCGGCUUCUCCUAUACUAACCCAGAGUUUGUCAUUAAUGUGUAGGUGAACGCAGAGUCCAUUGCUGAGCCUGUGUGUAAGGCUUCAGGCUGAGUGUCUGUUACCCAAUUCCAGUCUUCCAGGAUCCAUGGUGCCUCUGCUGGCACCAUCAUGUGGAGAGCUUGUCUUAGAGGGCUUUUAUUCGUACGUAUAGCUUGCUAGUUUGUUUUCUACAUUUGAAAAUGUUUAGUUUAGAAUAAGUGCAUUGACCACUGAUAGAGGUACAACUUUCCAGACUUCCAGAAACUCAUCCAAUGAACCAAUCGUGUCAAAAACUUAACCGUGUCCGGUACCAAAAUGCUUCAGUAUUUGUAAUUUUUAAAGUCAGAUGCUGAUGUUCCUGGUCAAAGUUUUUACAGUUACUCUCUAAUAUUCUCCUUUGAAUGCUACCUAAGCAUGACCAGUCUUUUUAAAAGUUGUGAGUAAGCUUUGCAGUUACUGUGAACUCUUGUCCCUCGGAGGAAACUUUUUGUUUCAGAAUUGGUAUGAUUAAACUGAAUUCAAAUAUGCAAA
This is a messenger RNA of Meriones unguiculatus (Mongolian gerbil), 9101 nucleotides long. RefSeq names its product protein kinase C beta (gene Prkcb). The record is from RefSeq and is a predicted model, not a curated record. NCBI's taxonomy places the organism in Eukaryota, Metazoa, Chordata, Mammalia, Rodentia, Muridae. Bases 402 to 2411 code for a protein of 669 amino acids. Gene Ontology annotation, molecular function: diacylglycerol-dependent serine/threonine kinase activity; ATP binding; zinc ion binding. The transcript is spliced from 17 exons. Gene Ontology annotation, biological process: protein phosphorylation.